CUUUCUAUAUGUUAAUGCAGUUCUUUUGGUUGUUUCUUUAGAGUCAAGAGUUUCUUUAUCACUUCUACAUUUUCUCAGUAACCAAAAAGGACGAGAUUUCUGGGUUUCAUAAGUUUGAAACAUGGAAAGAAUCUUUCAUUUUCAUUUUUGGUAGAGAAUUGACUAAAUUGAUUUUCAUAACCUAACUUUUGAAUUCAGCGCUAGAAAAGUUUUUUUUUUGAACUAAAUACACAGUGAUAAAUUACAUUUUGACCAGAUUCAUCGCUUCCCCAUUUCGGUUUCUGAGAAAACUGAGGAAUAUACCAGAAAAUAAAGAUUUUGAGAUCUUAAAUCAAAUCAGGUCAUGCUGUUGUUGUAGGCCUGUGGUCCCACAUAAUGAAGACAUUUUGUUUUCCUGCGUCGUUUAUGGAAAACAAUUAAUAUUAUAAUAUUUUUUAAUUGCUCUAAGAUAUGUUCACCCCUAGUUAGUGCUUGAACUCCCAAGUUUCUCUGAAAUGAAAGGAAAAAAGUUUGCUUUUGAAAUGCCAGAAUCAUUUUCUUAAGGUAUCAAUCGUGACGACCUUUUGGUAUAGUGAUGCCUUUUUUUUGGCCUCUUGUACAGAGAGGUUUUGAGCUGCGAAAAGGCUGCAGAUAAUCAAGCUCGGUCCCCAAUCACUCUACACUUUGUGAAAUUACCAGUUGGUGUUUUCAAAUAGUUCAAUUGGCAUGAGCCCACUGAUUUCCAAGAAAUUUUAUUAGUGACUGGUGCUGGUUGUCUUCAUGGGUUGCUACCCUUCAAAGAGAACUAAAGAGACACCGGGGUACGAGGAGCCAACGGUACUUGCUGCUGAAACACCCUGUGAGUAUGCAUUUUCAAGAGGCUCAUUGUUGCAACAUCCUAGUUUUACUGUUAGCGAAGUAGAGGCUUUAUACGAACUCUUUAAGAAAUUAAGUAGUUCAGUCAUUGAUGAUGGGCUUAUUCACAAGGAAGAACUUCAGCUUGCACUCUUCAGGAACAAAAACAGGAGGAACCUUUUCGCAGACAGGAUUUUUGAUUUAUUUGAUGUCAAGCGCAAUGGAGUAAUUGAGUUUGGAGAAUUCGUUCGAUCUUUGGGUGUCUUUCAUCCAAAUACACCAGUUGAAGACAAGAUCCAUUUUACUUUCAGAUUAUAUGAUUUAAGGCAAACUGGUUUCAUUGAGCGAGAGGAGUUGAAGGAGAUGGUAUUGGCACUUUUGCAUGAAUCGGAUCUAUUGCUGUCCGAUGAUGUUGUUGAAACAAUUGUUGACAAGACAUUUUGUGAUGCAGAUUUAAAAGGUGAUGGAAAAAUUGAUCCUGAAGAGUGGAAGGAAUUUGUGUCUAAGAACCCUUCUCUUAUAAAGAACAUGACUCUACCGUAUUUAAAGGAUAUAACCUUGGCAUUUCCCAGCUUCGUGUUAAGUACUGAAGUUGAAGAUUCAGAAGUGUAGCAGAAAGGUAUCAAUCACGUCAUUUCUAGCAAAGGUAAUCCGCUCAUUUUGGAUCAACUCUAUUUGAGAGAUGCUUGAAUUCACAUAUGUCAAUACAAGAGCUAGACAGACUUGAGGUUACAAACUCCUAAGUGCAGCCAAGAUCUGAUCGACAAGGUGCAGCUUAUUUGCCAUCGUAAACUUUUCCAAUGCAAAACGGUAAAGCUUAGUUUGGCUCACGUUUUGCAUGGUACAUUGCAUUACUGCAUCAUAAAUUUUGCAAUGUAAUAUAUAAAAUGUAUAAGAAGUGUGUUUUUACCUGUA
Populus nigra (black poplar) is the source of this 1749-nucleotide messenger RNA. Its product is annotated as calcineurin B-like protein 4. Bases 760 to 1446 code for a protein of 228 amino acids. Gene Ontology annotation, biological process: calcium-mediated signaling. NCBI's taxonomy places the organism in Eukaryota, Viridiplantae, Streptophyta, Magnoliopsida, Malpighiales, Salicaceae. The transcript has 8 exons. Gene Ontology annotation, molecular function: kinase binding; calcium ion binding. The record is from RefSeq and is a predicted model, not a curated record.